AUGCGUUCUAUUGUUCUGGUUGGUAGAAAUCACUUCAACGUAAUUAUUGCUCAUACCGCGCAGGAUUCUAAUGCGAAAGAGCCGCUCCUAGGCCAUGUGCGUGCUCGAAUGAGAGAAGAUAAGUUUAUUCUCUCCGCCAGGGCUUUUCUGUCACUGCUUGCUGUUGCGGAAGCCGAGGACCUAGACUACGCCGAGCAAAAGCUCUUACCACGCGAGCUAACUUUCCAUCGUGGCGAACCCGCUACACCUGCUCGUGCAACGCCUCAAGCUGCCCCGGACGAGCGCUCAUCCCCUGAAGGUGCUCAACUGUCUGGAGUUCUCUUCACUGUGGGCGAGCAGAGCUCUAGUGCUAAUACGGAGAUGCUAGACCUUAGUAAAGAUACCACUGUAACGCUAACGAUAGGCUGCUCGCUAUCCUAA
Lindgomyces ingoldianus is the source of this 420-nucleotide messenger RNA. RefSeq lists its product as uncharacterized. Lineage: Eukaryota; Fungi; Ascomycota; Dothideomycetes; Pleosporales; Lindgomycetaceae. The record is from RefSeq and is a predicted model, not a curated record. Bases 1 to 420 code for a protein of 139 amino acids. The transcript is spliced from 2 exons.